CUUGUCGUGCACCUGACACCACGAUGGAUGACUAUCCGAUGUAUGGGUUGCUUGUUGGGUUCUCCCUCUGAGGGACCCUCUGGCGUCUCCUCUUCCCUCUGGGUUGGCCCACUCUCACGUGUAGAGUAGACACCCGGGGUGGUGCCUCCACCAAGCCAUAUACGAAAGAGGAGGAGGAGACGAUGGCCGCCAUUCUGAGAGAGAGGAAGGAGAAGAAGGAGGCCAAGAAGAAGGCCUUAAUGGAGGAGCAGGCGGCCAAGUUGAAGAAAAUUGAGGAGGAGGCGGCCAGGGAGAAAGAGAGAAUAAAGAAAGAAGAAGAGGAGAAGCUGAAAGAGGUGGAAGAGGAAGAGGAGGAAAAUGAAACGCCACUGCAAAGGAAGAGGGGGCAGUACAAUGGCAGCAAAGAUGAUGAGAUGGAAAAACGGAUUUCAGAGUGGGUCGCCCACUUAUCCCUGGGCGAAGAAGAAGAAGCGGUGAUGUAUAUUCCCAAGGAUGAGCAAGAAGCCGCUAUGAAAAAGUGGGACGCAAAAGAAGAUGUUCUGAAGCGGCAGGCGCUGGAAGAUGAGAAAAGGAUGGAGUGGCAACUCACAGUGAUGAGGGAGAAGAAGAGGAGAGUGGACGCGGCAGCAGAUGUGGCGGAAGAAUUGGAGGAGGUAAAAAAGAUAGAAGAGCAAUUAGCCGCCCAGGCCGAACUCCCAAAGAAAAUGGAGGUUAUAGCCCGAAACGUUGCACGCUUAGCGCGAAUUCAGGCAGAGCAGUAUGACUUCAGUAGGAGUCAGCAUAUAGCUGUGCGUUCAAUACGAUUGGGAUUUCGGGACUUUGCUCGUGAGUUGGUGGGAGCUGUAGGAACCGAGGUGGGUCAUCGCCUCGACAAGACUGAGCGGUUUUGUGUUGGCGCCAUUGAAGGCGUCAAGGCGGCAGCUCCCAAGGAGGAGGAAGCACGUCCUCGCCGGGAGCCGGUCAAAGUCAAAUUCCCUGAUUCCUACAGUGGAAAACGGGAAGAAAACUUUGACAAUUGGGAGGCCAAUGUCAAGACCUAUGUGCAUCUGCAACAGGUCUCCCCGGAUCAGCAUGUUCUAAUUGCGAUCCACGCGCUUAGAGAUGAGGCCGCCAGCUUCGCAAGGUCCCUAGUUCGUGUUGCCAACUGCAAUGAUGAUGCAGUUGCGUACUCGUCGUUCACUCCCCUCAUCGAUUUACUGAAGUUGCUGCGCGAGCGAUUUGCUGAUAUCGCUCGUAGUGUUAAAGCCUCAGACAGGCUGCAGACGAUCCACUCUCGUCAGUGGAAGAGUGCCAGGGCACUCAAGAGCACAAUGGAUGAAUUAGUGGCUGUACCUGACCACCGGGUCACCGACACCCAAUUGGUUGCCCUCUUCCAUCGGGCUAUGCCCGAAGCCUUUCGAGGGCACUUCUUCUCGAAGAGCGAAGACCCUGCCACCACUUACGAUUCCCUUAGCCGUGAGGUGGUAGCCUUCGAGGCAAAGUCCGUGUCAGUUUCCACCUUCUGGCACAAGGACUUGGACAAUGGCAAGAAGUGGAAAGGCCGCACUAUCUCUGGGCAAGUGAAGACUAAGGACAGUCUUGUCCUAACUUUAAAUGAGGGUAGUGUGGAUGAGAUCCCCUACGAUCAGAUUGAGUGGGGGUUAGAGGAGGAGGACAGCGGUGUGGGCCAGGGGAGGACUUACGCUGCUGUCGCGGCUGGAGGGAGGCCGCAAGGAGGAGGACGAGGCCAGGGCGAAGGGGGCCGGGCCUCAGGGAGCCGGUUUCAGGGCGAUCAGGGGGUUGGCGGCAGAGGAGGAAAACGCCAAGCGGGAGGAAGGGGUCAAGGUCCCCCGCAAAACCGUCCUAGGAACAGCAAGACCCUCGAAGAGCAUCAGGGUCAUCUCUGGCAGUUCUUGGAGAAGCUGAGGGAAGCUAACUUCAAGAUCAACGCAAAGAAGUGCGAAUGGGCAAAGACCCAAGUUUUGUAUUUAGGCCAUGUCUUAGGCGGAGAUGGCAUCAAGCCCGAAGACAACAAGAUUGCAGCAAUUAGAGAUUGGCCGACACCGCGUAUGUUGACAGAGUUGCGGUCGUUCUUAGGCCUAGCAAACUACUAUAGGAAGUUCGUGAGGAACUUCUCCACCAUCGCUGCGCCCCUUCGCAGAUUGCUCAAGAAGGAGACCAUCCGGAAGUGGGAUAAGGACUGCACGUCUGCUAUGAAGAAGUUGAAACAGGCGUUGAUAGAAUAUCCAGUCCUUAAAGUAGCCGACCCGUCCUUGCCCUUUGUCGUCACUACGGACGCUAGUCAGUACGGCAUAGGAGCUGUGUUGCAGCAAGACGAUGGCCAUGGUUAUAGGCCCGUAGAGUUCAUGUCCGCUAGAAUGCCUUCAGAGAAGGUCGCGACAUCUACCUAUGAGAGGGAACUCUACGCUCUCAGGCAAGCCUUAGAACACUGGAAGCACUACUUGCUUGGGAGGCACUUCAAAGUCUAUUCCGAUCAUGAGACAUUGAGAUGGUUAAAGACACAGGCCAAGAUGACACCUAAGCUUACUAGGUAGGCCGCAGAGAUAGAUCAGUAUGACUUUGAGCUCAAGCCGGUCAAG
Chara braunii is the source of this 2579-nucleotide messenger RNA. The record is from the annotation of a GenBank genome assembly. NCBI's taxonomy places the organism in Eukaryota, Viridiplantae, Streptophyta, Charophyceae, Charales, Characeae.